AUGCCAAAAACGCCUGCUGAACGUGCACGGGAAUACAGAGCUCGGAAAAAAUUGUCGAAACAAGAAAAACCGCAAGCGCAAACAGCAGCACAACGCAAUCGAAAAUAUAGGGCUCGACAGAAGGCUUUGAGAAAUGCAGUCGCCACUAUCGGAAACAAUUCAUCAUCGACGAAUUUCUUUGGGCCAAGUAAAUUACCCAUAGCCAAUACAGACAAUCCACAACCCAGUACCAGCGGAGACGAUGGUAACAUAUUGCAUAAAUAUUUAUCACAAACGAGUGGCCAAGCUGAGCAGGCUCAAGUUCCUGUUGAAAAUACUGAGGGAAGAAUAAUUGUCAUUCACGCCGACGUUCAUCAGGCCAAUCCAUCGCAAAGUCCAAUGAAUCCGACUUCAACUACAUCCACAAAGACGAGGAAAUCAGUCGCUCAGCGGUGUCGUGAAUAUAGACAGCGAAAAAAGAUGCGGGAAGAUGCCAAUACUAUAGUCGUCCAAAGACCAGUUGUUUCUUCAGUUAUUGUGAACGUGCCUUCGAAUGAAGUGGAGGACCGGAGUAAUGCAAUUAGAACUCAAAAGAAAUGUAAGGACAUAUUGAAGCACGACGCUGAAACGGAGAUCGUACUGGAACCGGAAGCAGAUAUAGAGAUUAAAAAUGAAAUCGAUUGCCUUGACGAUGAUGAUAUAAAUAAAGUGACGGAGAUUUACGAAGAUAUAUCAGAUCAAGAUUCUGAACCGGAUGCUAUUCUUGAUUUUGAAGCUGAAAUGGAUAUGAAAACUGACAUUGAGCUAACGAAUGAUGAAUAUACGGCAUCUGGGUUGAACACCCCCCAAAUAAAUGCGCCUACAUUGGAACCGGAAGCAGAUAUAGAGAUUAAAAAUGAAAUCGAUUGCCUUGACGAUGAUGAUAUAAAUAAAGUGACGGAGAAUUACGAAGAUAUAUCAGAUCAAAAUUCUGAACCGGAUGUAGGUUAUCAAUCACACACGAAUUUUAUUUAUUAA
Anastrepha obliqua is the source of this 996-nucleotide messenger RNA. RefSeq lists its product as uncharacterized. The record is from RefSeq and is a predicted model, not a curated record. The transcript has 4 exons. Lineage: Eukaryota; Metazoa; Arthropoda; Insecta; Diptera; Tephritidae. Bases 1 to 996 code for a protein of 331 amino acids.